GCGCAUGCGCAGUAGAAGGAGGUCCGCGAGCUGCGUGGGCUUGUGCCUAGGCACUUGUGGUUCGGCCCCUUGUGCUGGCACCGGGGCCGCCCACUUGGCGACUUUGGCACUCUUGGCGUUGGGUGGGCGGCAUCUUGGGGGUCACAUGAGCCAGUGGCAUCAUGCCCGUGGGCGCUGGGGUCAGCGUCGCGGCUUUUCCGGACGUUCGUUGGCCAGGAGGAAGGGCGGAAAGCACAUCCCGGAAGGGUGGAAAGACUAUCUCCCAGUUGAACAGCGGAUGCCUGGGACUCAUUUCAUUGCUUUCAAAGGUCCUUUAAAAAAGAGUUUUGAAAAGAAUCUUGCUCCAGAAGAACGUUUCUCCCCCUUGGGUCUCUUAACAAAAUCUAAGGACAGAAUGAAGAACUUGGGCUGAUUAUUGACUUAGCAAAUACUCGCUGCUCUUACAAGCCAGAGGUAAAUGGAAGGCGUAAUUGAAAAUGACCUUCUU
Molecule: messenger RNA, 487 nt
Organism: Delphinapterus leucas (beluga whale)
Lineage: Eukaryota; Metazoa; Chordata; Mammalia; Artiodactyla; Monodontidae
Source: RefSeq, a predicted model, not a curated record